Molecule: messenger RNA, 3553 nt
Organism: Coregonus clupeaformis (lake whitefish)
Lineage: Eukaryota; Metazoa; Chordata; Actinopteri; Salmoniformes; Salmonidae
Gene: larp6a
Product: La ribonucleoprotein 6, translational regulator a
Exons: 3
Coding region: 404-2452 (682 amino acids)
Biological process (GO): RNA processing
Cellular component (GO): nucleus
Molecular function (GO): mRNA binding
Source: RefSeq, a predicted model, not a curated record
CAGACCAUGAAUUGGAUAAUUGCCAGUGCCAAAUCCUGACAUCUUCAAAUAUGUGUUUAUAAUUUUGUUGCAAUGGGCUAUUGUAUUAUAGGCCUACACAUCCUCUCAUAGUAAAAGCCACUGCUGACAGUAAUGCCUCAUGACACUGUAUACACUGGUGUCAUUUAUUUGUGUCCUUCCCCAUAGCAAAUCUCUCAACAACCCCUUCGUCUAAUGCUAAAAGCCUAUUAUCCAAUUUGCGCGUUCUGAGAAAUGGGUCGGCCUUCAUGAUUGGUGUAUUGCAAUUUCCCCAAUUGCAGGACAGCACGUGGAAUGUACACUUGUACUUCCCCUUAUUUAGGACACGUGUGAAAUAGCAGCCAUUUCUUACUAGAAAUAGUGACAAAGGGAAAAAUACACAAAAAUGCAAGCAUUGGUAAACGCAUUUAUCCGUUGUCUCUAUUUUCUCCUCCCUCCCUCUUGGCUUCAGCUUGGGUUUUGCUGGUGGGUUGGGGAUGAGUGCGGAAAGAUGACAUGGCCCAAUCCCAGAGCUCGUUUCAAAAGCAGAAAGCCUCUUACAAAUCAGGAAGUAACAACACAAGACGGCUCCAUCCCCUCGGUCUCCCCAGCUUCUAGUUGCGUCUCGCUAGCUGCUAGCUCCACGCCACCCCAGGGUUCUUCGUGGGGUAGAAUUUGGGGGCUCUGGCCAGCUGUGGAGCGCAUCUUUGGGGCUUCCUUGGCCAUCCACCGGCGUGGGUGUCAAAAGCGUCGAGGUGUAUGUGCCCCAUAUCCUGCCGACUUCAAUUGUUGUAGUACAAGGAAUAAAGGCUUUCAGAAAAGCACUACCACUGGUGUAGCCGAGGAGGAAGUGAACGAACCGGGAGAAAACACAUUUAUUUCGGGUAAAAUGACGAGUGCCACCAUGGAGUUUCAGAAACAUAUCGAAUCUGUAUCAGGUUCGUCGGCGGGACGGGAAAUCGAUGAGGUGAUAAUUGUGGAUCAACACCUGCAAGAGAUGGGGACUCAAGUGACGAUAACAGUGGCUAUUCAGGAGGCAGACGACGAGGAACCAGAGGAGGAGGUGUCCUCAAACAAUCUCGAUUUCCUCGGAGGCAGCUGUAGUGAAGACGAAUUUGGAAGACAUGAUAAAUCCAGUGGUGCUGGCACGAGUGGUGGGGAGCUGGAGGAGGAGAGCUGGCAGCCCCCAGACCCAGAGCUGACCCAGAAGCUGGUGGCCCAGAUCGAGUACUACCUGUCGGAUGAGAACCUGGAGCACGAUGCCUUCCUGCUCAAACACGUCCGACGCAACAAGCUGGGCUUCGUCAGUGUCAAACUGCUCACCUCCUUUAAGAAGGUGAAGCACUUGACGCGAGACUGGAGAACAACUGCAUAUGCUCUGCGCCACUCGACAAUACUUGAGCUAAACGAUGAGGGGCGCAAAGUGCGUCGCAGAUCAACAGUGCCCGUGUUUGCCAGCGAGUCUCUGCCGAGCCGCAUGCUACUCCUCAGCGAGCUGCAGAGCUGGCCAGAGCUGGGCGUGGCGAUGGAGUGUGGGGCUGGCGAUGGGAGCGAGGGCGGAGCUACCCAACAGGAACAACUGAUGAAGCUGCUGCUGAAAGCGUUUGGAACAUAUGGCGCCAUCGCCUCUGUGAGGGUGCUGAAGCCUGGCAAGGACCUGCCAGCCGAUCUGAAGAAGCUGAGUGGCCGCUACACACAGCUGGGCACUGAGGAGUGUGCCAUAGUGGAGUAUGAGGAGGUGGAGGCUGCGGUCAAAGCCAAUGAGGCUGUGGGCAGCGAGGAGGGGACCGGGUCUCUGGGGUUGAAAGUGGUUCUGAUCGGCACCAAGCCUCCCAAGAAGAAGGUGCCCAAAGGUCAGCGUCAGCGCGAGGAGGGAGUAGGAGGGAUGAGGAAGAGCCACUCACUCAACAGCCGGGUACGGGAGCUUCAGUAUCACGAAGACUCUGCCUGUAGCUCCUCAGAGACUGAGAGCAACCCCACCUCCCCCAGACUGGCCCGCAAAUCCCGCUCUGUCAAUAAGCUAAGUCCCACUGGAGGGGGUGCCACCUUCCAGAACAAUCACCUGAGCCCAGCUGUGUCCCCACGCACCAGCCCCUGGUCCAGUCCCCGGGCCAGCCCUUGCUCCCAACGCAAGUCUCCCCACUCCCAUAAGUCUCCUUUGGCCAGUGAGGGCAGACUGAGCCCUGAGGCUGGGCGACGUUGGGCGGACUACUCCUCAGACAGCAGCCUGACGCCGUCCGGUAGCCCCUGGGUCCAGAGGCGCAGGCAGGUGGCCUCCCAGGAGAGCAGCCCAGUAGGGAGCCCCAUGCUGGGUCGAAAGAUCCAGGGCGCAGACGGGCUUCCGCCGGGCGUGAUGAGGCUACCGCGUGGGCCUGAUGGAACACGUGGUUUUCACUGUGGUGUGUCCAUUGGUGUUGCUGAGAGGGGAGAGAAGACUGCUUCUACCCAAACUUGACACUUGUACCCCCUAUGCCCCCAGUUCUAAAGCGGUACACUGAGUACAGCGAUGAGAUUUGACCCAGUCCUUUGGCCACUACAUUGACAUUCUUCAUCCCCCGCCCCACAUUUCAAUGAUCGUAGAUUUGUUCUGUGUUGUAGUAGUUUGGAGUUUUGACAGUCUUUGUUAUACUUUUAUACAAUAUUUGGUUUAAAAACAUGGUGACGCCUAAUUUAUGAAUAUUUAAGCUACAUUUUGAGUUUUGAAGAAAUUCAAAGUUGAGUGCUGUAUUUCAGACACCAGAGUAAUGGUAUUUGUCACCUCCAUUGCGAUCUGAGGUGUUGUGCAUGGGGCAGGGUGGAGAUUUUUUUUAUUGGAAAGUGUCCUCAGUCUUGAAGUAUGUGUGUGAAAUCUCAUAACAUUUUGUCUGUGGAUUGUGUAAAUGAUGUGAACAGUGGUAUGGGCCAAUGGAGUUGAUAUCGCCAUAUGCCUUUUGUUAUAUUUGUCUAUUGUGAGUAUCAAUGUUAUUUGCUCCUUAAACUGUGGCCAUAUUUUCCAGCCAUAAGGUUGAACAGUUAUCACAUGGACUACUUUUUUAUUUUGCCUUUUAAUUUAAUUAUUUUUCCUGUAUGCCAAACUUAAGCUUCCAAAGUAGGGGUUACACUCCUAGCUCUGCAAAAAUGAAAAAUACUGGAUGGGGGGCCCCCUCCUUGGCUGGAAUCUGUUUAUCGGUGUGUAGCCUCUACCGAGUCCCCAACAACCGGAUGUUCCAGCUUUCAGGGGAAAUGGAAAGAAUGCCUGUGACACGACUUCUGCUUUUGGACGUUAACAAGACGACACUCCAUCUUAAAUCCUCCACAUUUACUGGGUCGGUUGAACAGUGCAGAAGAGAACCUCCCCUGACACUUGUUUAUUUUUCUCGUCAAGACCAGUAUGUAGGGGAUCUGGUUUCAGGCGUUGCUUUUACGCCUGCUAUGUUGGGUUAAUCAGUGUGUAGUGGGGUAUAUGAGGUUUGAGUGUGCAAAAUGUAGAUGCGCUUGAACUCUUGCUUUGACAUCUGAGCUGGGGUAACGUACAGGGCACUUUCUUUAUUGUACAAAAUAAAUCACUAAAAUUGCA